GGACAGGGGCUGUGUGGGAGUAGUUUUGCUAGAACAGCCGUCAAAGACUGACAUUGUCAGAGAAAGAGAGAACACCUGCAGAUACGAUGCUGUUCCUGCAACUUUUGUUGUUCGUGGUUCUCCUCCCAGGUGGUGGCAGUGAAGAUGAUUUCCAGUUGCCGAUCUCCAUUCGAAUGAUCCUGACCUCAUCCUUCUACAACCGUUCUCGGACGCAAAAUCAAGGCUCAGCUUGGCUGGACGAGCUGCAGACUCAUGGCUGGGACAGCAAGACUGGCGCUUUCACUUACCUGCAGCCUUGGUCCAAGGGCAACUUCAGCAACAAGGAGCUGAAGGAACAGGAAAGGUCCUUGCAUAUAUUCUCCACUGGAUUUCCUCCGAUAUUUCAUAACCAUGUCCGCCAAUGGCAGCUUGAAUGUGAGUUCCGAUUCCUAUGGGCAGAUUCUUUUCAGAUACAGGUAGUCAAAGGCUGUGAGCUGCGUUUUGGGAAAACAUUAGAAUGCUACCUGAGGAUUGCUUAUCAAGGAUCAGAUCUUGUGAACUUCCAGAACAUGACAUGGCAGCCAUCUCCAAAGGGAGGAAGUAGGGCUCAGCAGAUCUGCAAACUAUUCAAUCAGUACUACGUGGUUAUCAAUGACAUCCUCCCACGUUUCUUCUUGGGUCUUCUUGAUGCAGGGAAAGCAUAUCUCCUGCGGCAAGUGAGGCCAGAGGUCUGGCUGUCCGCUCACCCCAGUCCGGGUCCCGGCCGUCUGCUGCUGGUGUGCCACGUCUCUGGCUUCUACCCCAAGCCCGUGUGGGUGAUGUGGAUGAGGGGUCAGCAGGAGCAACGGGGCACCCAGCGAGGCGACGUCCUGCCCCAUGCUGAUGGGACGUGGUAUCUCCGAGUGACCCUGGACGUGGUGGCCCGGGAGGCAGCUGACCUGUCCUGCCGAGUGAGACACAGCAGUCUAGGAGGCCAGGACAUGGUCCUCUACUGGGAGCAGCCCCACUCCAUGGGCUUGGUCUUCCUGGCGGUGAUAGUGCCCCUGGUGCUUCUGGCAGGUCUGGCGCUGUGGCUCUGGAGGUGCUGGAAAACACGGUGGAGUCCUCAGUGCAGUGUCACCCCUUGGAGUGAGAUCCCAGCAUCCCAAGCUCCAGUACUUACCUAAACCCAGCUCAGUGGUGAUGUCCUUUUAACAAUCUGUGCAACUUUGUCUUUCAUUUCUCCUUAAUCAUCAGUUGUCUAUAUACGCUUAGUGUAAUUUAGCUUUNUUUU
Messenger RNA from Ailuropoda melanoleuca (giant panda), 1252 nucleotides. Its product is annotated as T-cell surface glycoprotein CD1a-like. The transcript is spliced from 6 exons. The record is from RefSeq and is a predicted model, not a curated record. Gene Ontology annotation, biological process: antigen processing and presentation, exogenous lipid antigen via MHC class Ib; positive regulation of T cell mediated cytotoxicity; antigen processing and presentation, endogenous lipid antigen via MHC class Ib. The coding region runs from base 87 to 1145 and encodes 352 amino acids. Lineage: Eukaryota; Metazoa; Chordata; Mammalia; Carnivora; Ursidae. Gene Ontology annotation, molecular function: lipopeptide binding; endogenous lipid antigen binding; exogenous lipid antigen binding. Gene Ontology annotation, cellular component: external side of plasma membrane.